Triticum aestivum (bread wheat) is the source of this 1159-nucleotide messenger RNA. RefSeq lists its product as uncharacterized. NCBI's taxonomy places the organism in Eukaryota, Viridiplantae, Streptophyta, Magnoliopsida, Poales, Poaceae. The transcript has 4 exons. The annotation marks the transcript as partial. The record is from RefSeq and is a predicted model, not a curated record.
AUCGCCAAAAGGCAGAGCCAACAGUUGGAGACCGUGGUGGUGAUCAAGACGAUGCUGGAACAACCUAGUCACGGAAAAACGAUUCGCUGGAAAAUAUACGUGCACGCAUCUGCCUCCUCGGCUCAACCCUGCCUGUGCCCAGGCCGAGCCAAAUCCCUCGGCCGCCGACCUCAACCCGCCCACCGCCGACCUCAACCCGCCCGCUGCCGCGGCCGCCUCCUGCCCGCCUCACCGCGCGCCGCCGCCCGCCUCCUGCCCGGCCCGCGCCGCCACCGCCUACCCGCCUCCCAUCUUGGUCCCCGAGCGCCCGACCCGGCCGUCGUUCGUCACCAGCACCUGCGGAUCCGGCCGCCCCUCGCCUUCCUCGUCGGCUGCACCUCCCAGCGCCGCCACCCCACCCCUGCCAAGCUCCACCGCUGGAGGAUCUCCGCCGCGUGGAUCCACAUCCCCACGUCCGGAACGGGUCCUCCUCGAGGAGCCGUGCAUCCUCUGCCUGCUCCAACGCUGCACACAUCCUCUGCUAGGUUGACUCCCACCGCCUACGACCGUCGCUGCCGUCAGAUCAGGGUUUGUAUUCUUUCCGGUGUAUGUUGGUCAUGCAUCGGAUGUCACUCGGUUUCUAGGAAUUUCAAGAUGGCAUCAAAGAAACCAACAAACAAGGAGAGAAAACUUAAACAAGAGAGAUGUAUGAGGAUGCCGGUGUCUCACCAAACAUGUAUUGUGUGAAGACACCCUUCGUCCGACCUAAUCUUGUCGAUCAUCCUCAGGUACACACAUACAUGUUCUUCCCUGCCGCCUCUUGGUUUAGUUCACAUGUCUUGAAUUACUUUGAUCCUUUUGGUAACAUCAAACUGGGUUGCAUAGAAGUAACUGCUAACUGGGUAUGACCUUUGUGAGGAAUCUAUAGCAGCACUUCAAAACUCCCAGGUUGUUUUCAUCAGCAAGUUUACAGCUGACCACAUGGUGUUACUCGAUAAUACAACACUGUACAAUGCACCUGAGAUUCCAAUGGAUACCUGUCGAAGCGAUGUGGUCAUCAGCAUGUAUGCUCUCAAUCUCCUGGUAGAGCAUUUUCCCUUAAAUGAUGCUACUGUCACAUGAUGCAUAUCAUUGUUUUGUUGGUUGGUAAUUUGACCUACACAACACUUGCUGAUAUUAU